UCUCUUUCUCAGAGCGCGAGCAGCUCAGCAUCUAUGGUCCGCUUCUUCACGCGUCUCCUGCUCAACGGAUUAAAACACGCAGGUGGCGCUGUGUUUAAAGAUGGUAGCUCCAGGCUGGUAUCUCCUUUUAGCCCUGCUCCUCAUCGCACUCAGCUCUGACAUCCCAGUUGCAAAUGCCAAAAGGAGUCUGAUCCAGUCUUCCACCUCCAACACAGAUUCUGAAAUCGGACUAACACGAGGCAGUCACAGAAGGAGACAUGGAUCGCGUGAGGAACUUGAUAGUGCUAGGCUACUCCCCCGGAGGCCAGUGGCUCAGCCAGAAGAUGAUGUGCCCGGUCUGGAGGGUCUGAGUCCUGUGAGGUUGGAGAUGGGACCUGGAACCCGGAUGAAAGCAGGUGGUCAGGAUUUCAAGGGUCCCGCUCAUAUGCAAAGGGGAAGUCAUUUACCAGAGGGGGAGUUCACACGUAAAGGCAGGAGACAUGGUCAUGGACAUCCUGCUGAAAAUAGGAAGCAUGGAGGCAGAAAGGACAAAGGCCGAACUAAAGGGGUUUUCGAUGACCCUGAACCACAAUUAGACUCCUUGUUGAAGGACAUAAAUGCUUUUGAGGAUGGUACCGACACCUCCCUGCCCAAUCACAGCAAUUCCCCGCCCACUGAAGCUUUAUCCCAUGUGUCCUCCAUCUUGGUAACCACGGCAAUCCACGAGCAUCCCCCAACGCUUCCCCCGGCCUCUACUAAACCCCAGAAGCCGGGUCGAGGGAAGACUCAGGGUGAAGUGAUGCCGACUCUGGACAUGACACUCUUUGAUUGGACAGAUUAUGAAGAUAUGAAGCCGGCAGACACCUGGCCAGCCAACAAAAAGAAAGAUAAACGGCGCAACAAAUACAAGAGCAGUGGUAAUACAACACUUGAUGCUGUUGAACCAUGUGACCACCAUCUUGAUUGUUUGUCAGGUUCCUGCUGUGACCUCAGAGAACACGAGUGCAGACCUCAUAAUCGUGGACUGAACAACAAGUGUUACGAUGACUGCAUGUGUGAGGAGGGUUUGCGUUGUUACGCUAAGUUUCACCGCAAGCGACGAGUGACCCGAAGACGCGGUCGCUGCGUGGAGCCAGAAUCAGCGGACAACGACCAAGGCGCUUUUAUCACAAUCUGACAUGUAGAUGAACCUUCCACAAUCUCUCAUGAACUGAAACAUGAACUGAGUCUAUCCUGAUCAACAGUUGGGUCCAUCAAAGCCACAGUAUAAAUGUACAUAUGCUGUGGAUGUAAAUGUGAAUGGAUGUCACAAGUUACAUAUGCAACUGUUUGUAAGUGUUGCCUGUACUGUACAGAUUUACUUGUGUCUGGAAGAAAAAAAGGUUUUUGUUUACUGAUCAAACUUACACUACUGUCAAUAACAACUUCUACUCUUGUAUUGUAAUUAAGGCUGUUAAAUUAUGUUAAAAAUGAUCAUGCCCAUGAGCCAUGCGUAAAUUAUCUUGGGUUUUUUUUUUGGUAACACUUUACAAUAACAUUGUUUUGUUUAUAUUAGUCACUAAAUGAGGACAAACAGAUGCUGUUGAACCAUUGUUCAUACAUGGCAAACAACAUGAAUGAGUCCCCUUACAUGGAAAUCGCUGUGAUGUUUCUACAGUAGCCCUAAACAGACAAACUGCUCUAUUUAAUUUGAAAUUCUAAAUUUGAAGACUAAUUUUUUUUAAACGUCUCAUAUUGGCAUCCACGUAUAUAAUUAUAUUUGAACAGUUUACUGUAUAAUUUAGUGUAAAAUUACGGAGAUUGACUCAAGGCGCGAAGGUGCAGAAUUUGCAGUGUUGCCAGAUCCCAUUAUUAAAAAUCCUCUUUAGACGUAGUGUUAUAGUGAUUAAUUAGACACUUAUAUAUUUAUAAAGUGAUCAUUAGAUGUAGGUUAGUCUUAGCGAUUUUUCUAAUUUAUUUCUGAACUUACUUUGUUCUUUAAAUCCUAUAAUAUUUGUUUGUUUUUCAAACUAUUAUCUGGCAACACUGGGUGACGAGCACCUAAACUGACAGUUAUCAAAUAAGGCGCAUCAAUCAGCAUGGGCAGGUUAUUGCUGACAGGAUAAUACAUUUGGUAAGACAAAAGUAGUAAUCAUCAUUAUUGUGUGUCUCUAAGAGUGUCAACACUAUCAAAAACAGAAAAUAAUUCUGGUACAAAUAUGUAGAACAAUUGGGUUUAAACAAAAUAUGCCAAAUAUGUUAACACCCCAAGCGUAAAACGUAAAGCUAAUCUCAAGCAUUUAGAAUUCUGUUAUUUUAUUCAAUUUAGAAGUUAACCUUUGAAAAAGUCAUCCUAAAACAUUCAUAAGAGCAAUAAACCAAGUUCUUGUUUAGAAUCUUGUAAAGUUCUUGUUCAUAUAAUAUUGCAUAUUAAAAUGAUUACAAUAAUAAGCAUUGUUGCAUUAAAAAUAAAUAAAUAAUCAAUCCUGAGUCAACAGUCCAUUCCACAAGUGUAAAAUGUCAAAAAGUUUAAGACAGAAUACAUUACAGGGCUCAAUGCAAAUAAUUUUUAUACUGGCCCGGUUGGUCCAGUGGUUCAGGUUCUCACUUGCCCUGCCAAGUUUUUCACUGGCCCCAAUAAAAAAAAUGUCGGUGUCACAUAUUUAAAAAUAAUAAUUCAAAAGUCAAAUAUAAUUGUAUACAUAAACUUUUCUGCUUUACCUGUGAAGCACUGGGCUGAUUGGGCAAGCAAAAUGACUUUUUUCUGGCCCGAACGUCCUUCACGAUUGCCCCGGGCCAGUUUGUCCUGCAUUCAAAAUAAAUAUACUUGAAUUUACUAAAACUACACUUAAAUACUAGCAAGUACAUUUUUUAUUUAUGUAAAGUUGUAAAGUUAUGCUACACAUAUACUAAUUAGAAGUAAAGUUUAAUAGUAAUACUUAAAUAAAUGGUGUCUCAAAAUAGCACAGUUGAGUACACUUAACAUGUGUUCAUUGUACAUAUUAACUAACGCAUAAACAAUCUCAACAAAUACAACCUUACUGUAAAGUGUUACCCUAUAUUUUCUAAUCUGAGCAACUAAAGAACCUUCAUGUUCUGGCGAGGCCUUAUUCAGCAAAAUCAAAUUCAUUUCCAAUGUCUUUUAACUUGACACAGCAGCAAUCUUGGUGCCAAAUAUGCUCAUCUGCAUAUGUACAUACUGUACACCAACAAUAACCAAUAACAAAGGCUGACAUUCUGUCAUUCUAAGUAUAACACAAACUACUCUUCCUUCCAUCUUCCUUUUCCCCCAGAAAGAUUCAUCCACAUUUACUUAGAUUAAAUAAUCAUCCUAUCAUGUAAUUAACUUCAUUUUAAUCGAUUGACAGCCAUUAUUAAAAUAGAUGUUUACUAGUUGUUGUUUUUUGUAAUAUUUACUUUAUUUAUUCUAAUAGUAAACUGCUGGUGAUGUUAUGUUCAAGUGGGAAGUGUGCAGCUGUGUGUCCUCGUGACAGAAUGAUGGAUUGAUGAAUGAGUGUUUGUGAUGGACAGCAGAGAGAUGGAUGAUCCUUCUUUAUGGUCUGACACUCCUGUGUGUCACUGUUCUAAGUGAACGCUUUAAUUGAGUUUUAUGUUAGCAGGGCUAUAGAAACGCCAUUUAAUCCUUAAAAGCUUCAUUCUGUCACCUUGUUUUCCGCUUGAGACUUUUCAAGCUCCACAAAAUGUCAAUUAUUUUUAACUGAAAUGCCAGAAAUAAACUUCUCUUAGGACAA
This is a messenger RNA of Paramisgurnus dabryanus, 3710 nucleotides long. It is a transcript of the gene draxina, whose product is annotated as dorsal inhibitory axon guidance protein a. Gene Ontology annotation, cellular component: extracellular region. Gene Ontology annotation, biological process: Wnt signaling pathway; axon guidance. The record is from RefSeq and is a predicted model, not a curated record. Lineage: Eukaryota; Metazoa; Chordata; Actinopteri; Cypriniformes; Cobitidae.